Molecule: messenger RNA, 3886 nt
Organism: Vespa mandarinia (Asian giant hornet)
Lineage: Eukaryota; Metazoa; Arthropoda; Insecta; Hymenoptera; Vespidae
Source: RefSeq, a predicted model, not a curated record
GUGCAGCUGUGCUUGCCUGUAACGAACGAGGAAGAAACGCUGAGCCAAGUGGUCGUGGAGUGGGGAGGUAGGAACAAUAUGUCUACUACCAAUUCGAGCCGCUUGAGAACGAUUCCGUUCAGCUUGGAUUUAUUAAAGGUGCAAUGUGGGAUGAUUAUGGGAACAAUAACGAGGAUAAGGAUAAGGAAGAACCGCCUGAGAGACUUGUGGUUGAUGUAGAUAUACCACUACUUAAGAUUGAGCCAAUGUCCCCAACUAGGAGUAACUCUUAUGAAUCCCUACAGAGUCCAUCACAAUUGCCUAUUGUUACCCCAUUCAAGUUGAAAGAUCCAAUAAUUCUUCUCGAAAGAUGUGAUAAAAUUUGGGAAACUCUUAAAUUAAUUAAAAAUGUACAAAGUAAAGGAUCAGAAAAUGUGAUUAAUAAUUCUAUAGAAAAAAUAGAUACGACAAAUUUGACUGAAUCUUCUUUCGAAAAAGAUCCAGAACCAUCAUAUAUUAUAUAUCAACCAGUAUUGGGUAAUAAUAACAGUGCAUUACCAAAUUUCAAAUUUUCAGUUAAAAGCACUAAGAAAUUAUUUCAUUGCAAUGUAUGCGGUAAAGAGUAUAGUGAAAAUCGAUCCCUUAGAUCCCAUUCACAAAAAAUACACGGAAUAUAUAUACCACCUAAACGUAAAUACAAUAAGUCUAAAUACAAAGAGAUCAGUAAUGAAUGUAUAAAUUCUGAUCCUAUUGCACAACCUACAAACUGCACAAAAAUAAAUGAAAACGAUUUUCAAACAGAAAAGAAAACUAAUUUGUUAGAUAAGGAUAUUGUCCAAACAAAAUAUGCAUAUCGUGGAAAAUGUCCUCUGUGUAAACGCACUAUAACAGAUUUGCAUAAGCAUUUAACUGAAUAUCAUAAAAUAGGGUGUCCAAAUCUUGUUAUGAAAGAAUUAGAAAGUAAUGCGCUAGUAUCUCCAAAUAUUAGUCUUCAGGAUUUAACAAAAGCAAUGGUUAAUACAAUGUCAUCAUCUGAGGUUUCAGAUAAUGAGAGUACAAUGAUAUCAGAACAAAUGCUACAAAAAAAGAUAAACUUGAAUGAAAUACCAAAUGUUGAAAAUGCUUCUGAGAAUUUAUAUACAGAAGAAGUUUCCAAAUUCAAAUGUGAAAUAUGCCUUGGAGUAUAUGCCAGUUAUAAUAGUUUUUAUAAACAUAGUCGUAUUCAUAGGAGUCGAGGAGAAACUAAAAAUAAUUUCAAUGUUCUCAAAUGUCGUUACUUAAAUUCUCCAUUAAAUGCCAAACGUACUGAGUUAUUAUUAUCCACAGUUACUUCUAAUCCACAAAAUAAAGAAAAGACUAAAACAUUUUUAUUGGAUUCCAUGGAAGGUGUGAAUUCACAAGAGCAUGAAAACAAUUCUUAUAAUUACAACAAUAGAACAAGAGGAAGUAAAAAAUAUCUUGAUAGAUCAUGUAUUUGUGGAAGAUCAUUUCGCGAAUAUCAUACUUUAGUAUUACACAAAAAUAGUUGUAAGUUUAAAGAUACUAGUGAAACAGAGUCCUUUAUGGAAGACAAUCCUGACCGAGAUUCUGGAAGUGGUAUUAAUAUUAAAAUAAAGAAGAAAAAUGAUUCUUAUGAAAUAGUUAGCAGAGAUAGUGGUGAUGAAAAUAAAUCUAAGGAUUCUGGCCAUCCUUAUGACUGCGAUACUCCAUCAGAUAUUUCAGAUAUUAUUUUUGAAAAUACUAAUGAAGUAUGUGAAGAAAAUCAUUCUUUGAACGCACUUGAAUCCUCUAAAUAUAGUAAAAAUCAUAGUAUACUGAAAAUAGAAACGAUUGAUGAAAACAUUGAUGUUGAUAUAGAGGAAGAUUCACGGAAUAUACCACUUAAUGAAAAUGAAAAAAAUAAUCAGAUUAAUGAAAACAUGCAAAUUAGAAAGACACAGGAACAAAAAGGAAAUAUUGAAGUAGUGCCUCCUACAUAUUUAUGUGAGACAAUUAUGACAGAACAAUCAGAAACGACAGAUGAUUUAAAUAUUUUAAAAACGAAACAAAAGUCAAUCGAUGCGGAAAACACUACAGAUUUAAUCAAAUCUAAGAAAAAAAAAUCAAUUGAGAAAACAAAAACUUCAAAUCUUUUUAAAAAGAAAAAGGAAAAUUUGAUUAAAAUUGAUAAUCAAAAAUCAUUAUCUAAUACAUCAAUGUAUGUAAACACAAUCUGUCCCUGUGGUGAAUCAUUUCAGACUUUGAGAAGCUGCAAUUCACAUAUAGCAAAAUGUCAUCCAUUAUUUCUCAGAUGCGGUUACUGUACAGAAAGAUUUAAUAGUAUUGGUGAAUACAAUAAUCAUAGGUGUAAUGUGAAGGUAGGGAAAAAGUUUAGUGAAUUACAAGCAGAUAUGUCUUGUCCUUUUUGUCAUACUAUUGUAAGAAACAAAAAUGAAUUUGAUCAACACAUUAAAUUUCAACAUUUUGAUCCAGAAUUACCUUAUCAAUGUCAUGAAUGCACACAAAAAUUUCCUAGUAGUACAGGGUGUCAAUUACAUUUUCAAAGGGCACAUGGCAAAUGUGUAUGUAAUGUGUGUGGUACAAAAUUAACUGCCGCAGCAAAACUUAGACAUGAAGGAUAUCAUUAUGGUCUUGGGUUCCCAUGUCACAUAUGUAAGAAAACUCAUUCAAGUCGAAAACAUUUAAUAAAUCAUUAUGAAAAUAUACAUGGGGAAACUGAUAAGUUAAUGACAUGCAAUAUUUGCUUACAACCAAUAAAGAAAAAGUCAUAUAGUUGGCAUAUUUAUUCUCAUAAAACUGUAACAGCAUGUAAACUAUGUAAGAAGGUCUAUUGUGAUGCAAGAACUUUAGAGCAUCAUGUUAUAUCAUCUCAUCAAGGUAAAUAUCCCUGGAUUAAAUGUAGUUUUUGUACCAGAAAAUUUUGCAAUAAAGAGUUACUAGAAACUCAUAUAAAGAAAGAAAAAUGUAAUCGUUAUCUUCUCGAAGUUCAAAAGAAGUCAAGAAAAAGUUCAAAAGAUCGUACUUUACUGCAUAGUUAGUGUUUUAAGGCAAUGUAUUUUUACAAUCUUAAAUCAAUUUUGUUUCCUUAAUGAGAAUAAAUUAAAAUUAAAGUACAUAUAAUUUUAUUGCAUUUGAUAAAUUGUUAUGAUAAAGAUAAUUUACAUUUUGAUUUAUAUUUAACAUAAUAUAAUCGAUUAUUCAACAUUUUUAAUAUAAAUAUUUAGUGUCAUUGCCCUAGUUAAACUAAUUGACUGCUUAUAUUUGACUUAGAUAAAUAGAGUAUUGUGAUAAUUGUAAUAUAUAUUUAUAAUAAAUGCUUGUGCUUGGCUAUAUGAAUAUCAAUAUCGAUAAUAAUUAUAGCUCUUGACUAAUGCACUCUACAAAUUUAAAAUAUAAUCAUCCCAAAUCUUUAAUAUUAUAAGUGUCACUACACUACAUUACUAUUAACAAAAUAAUAAAUAUUAUUCAUUUGAAUACUUUAUAUUUAAUGCUUCCAUGUUAGAAAUAUUGUAAAUAUUCCUGCUACAAAGAUAAAGUAGAUGUUUAAAUAGCAAGAAUAUUGAUUGUAAUUUUUUUUUUAUUUUUCAAGAUAAAUCGUUGAAAUUAAUAAUUUAAUGACUUAACAAAUGUAAUAAUAUGUAACAUUAAUUAGAAAAUCCAUAAACAUACAAAUAUAUAUACUUAAAUACUAUAGUAAAAAUAUAUUUUUUAAUGUCAUAGUUUUAAUCAUUUAUGAACAAAAUGUUGAUGUAAUCUAUAAGAAAAUGUACAACUCUCUUAAUAUACACCAAAGGGCAAUGACUAAUAAAUAUAAUAGAAUUGUUACGACACAAUUCCAUUCCAAAUAUUGUAUGAAGAAUUUCAUUUUUUUUUUUAUUAUUAAUUAAAACUAAGAAUUUAAUAAGAC